AUGUUAAGCUCAACUACAUUUGGGGAAACAGAUACAGAUGUUAAGUGUGGUGAAACUCAUGUUGAUGAUCAUGUUGGUGGACAUGUGGGGAGUGAAGUUAAUGGUGAUUAUGUUGGUGGACCUGGGGAGGAGGGAAAGUACAUGACCACAUUGAUAAGUGCGACUGCAGUUGGAACUUGGAUCCGAUGUCACCAGGAAUCGGGAAAUGAUCCAGCAGCGGAGAGUAGGGGUCCACAGCCAACUCCCAAACGGGUCCCAUCCCAGGAAAAUCCAGUCAAGGCAUGCCACAGUUUUGGUAGUGGGGUUUGUAUUAAAGAUUUCAACUUGAAGGAGAAGGAUAAUAGAGAGAUGUACGUGGUUCCUCCUCCGAAGAGGCCCGAUCCGCUAUCCGGAUCCACUGAUGGGUCGGAUACCCUCCGGAUUUACCAGACUUGGAAAGGCAGCAAUAAAUUUUUGCUUCAAGGAAGGUUUAUAUUUGGGCCGGAUGCAAGGUCAUUGGGGCUCACCAUAUUCCUGAUUGUGGCUCCUGUCGUUGUUUUUUGUUUAUUUGUUGCUAGAAAGUUGGCGGAUGAUUUUUCACACCACUGGGGAGCAUCAAUUAUGGUUGUCGCCAUUGUUUUCACAUUUUAUGAUUUAAUUCUUCUCCUACUAACUUCUGGAAGAGAUCCAGGUAUAAUUCCUCGUAAUGCUCACCCUCCAGAACCUGAAGGUUACAAUGGAAGUGCAGAAGGUGCGCAGACCCCACAGUUACGCUUGCCUCGCAUUAAGGAAGUUGAGGUUAAUGGCAUUACUGUGAAGAUUAAGUACUGCGACACAUGUAUGCUUUAUAGACCUCCUCGCUGCUCUCACUGUUCCAUAUGUAAUAACUGUGUUGAACGAUUUGAUCAUCACUGCCCUUGGGUGGGGCAGUGCAUUGGACUGAGGAACUACCGCUUCUUCUUCAUGUUUGUCUUCUCGACGACUCUUCUUUGUAUAUAUGUUUUCAGUUUCUGCUGGGUUUACAUAAAAAGGAUUAUGGUUACUGACGAGAUAUCAAUAUGGAAAGCAAUGGUCAAGACCCCCCCUUCUAUUGUUUUAAUUAUCUACACCUUUAUAUCAGUUUGGUUUGUUGGUGGUCUUACUGCAUUCCAUCUGUAUCUCAUCAGUACAGAUCAGACUACUUAUGAGAAUUUUAGAUAUCGGUAUGAUCGGCGUGCCAAUCCCUACAACAAAGGAGUUGUGCAGAACUUCGUGGAAAUAUUUUGCAGUCCUGUCCAUCCAUCUAAGAACAAUUUUAGGGCAAAGGUACAAAGGGAACCUGCUUUGCAGGCUCGAUCUGUAGGUGGUGGUGGUUUUGUUAGUCCAAAUAUGUGUAAAGCAGUGGACCACAUUGAGAUGGGAAGGAAGGCAGUGUGGGGAGACGUCAGUGCUGUCUUGGAUCAACACGAAGGGCAAUUGAGUGACAAUGAUGGCUUAAACAUUAAGGAACGUGGAUUAGGUGAAAUGUCCCCAGAGAUAAGGAACACUGUAGACGAGGGUGAUCGAGCUGGAAUACAUCCCAGGAGAUCCAGUUGGGGAAGGAAAAGUGGAAGCUGGGAAAUGUCACCUGAAGUUCUCGCUUUGGCAUCUAGAAUGGGAGAAUCGAACACAUCUGGAGGAAGCAGCAUAAGGAGAGUCAAAUCACUUCAAGCGAAUAUGUACAAGAAUCAGCUACAAGAACUUGCUCAAAGAAGCUGUUUCAAUCUCCCUUCAUAUGCCUGCAUAAGAGAAGGUCCUGAUCAUGCUCCAAGAUUCAAAGGUUCUGUCAAUUUCAAUGGAGAAGUUUUUGAAAGUCCUACUUACUGCACCACUUUACGGCAGGCCGAGCACGCCGCGGCUGAAGUGGCUCUCAAUACCCUCUCUGCCAGAGGUCCUUCAAGAUCCUUAACAGCAAGAGUUCUUGACGAGACUGGAGUGUAUAAGAAUCUCCUUCAGGAGACUGCUCACAAAGCUGGACUGGAUCUUCCUUUGUACACAACUAUUAGAACAGGUCCUGGUCACGUUCCCGUUUUUACUAGUACAGUAGAGCUUGCUGAUAUGAGUUUUACUGGUGAAUCAGCCAAGACAAAGAAGCAAGCUGAGAAGAAUGCUGCAAUUGCUGCCUGGUCAUCUUUGAAAACAAUGCCAAAUUUUGAUUCACUGUCUCAGACAAGCAUGGAAGUCGAAAACCGGGAAGGGGACGACGAAGAUCGAGUAAUAGUUGGUAGAGUGCUUUCCAAUCUUGGACGCAAAGAUGAAAUUAGAGCAAUCAGGAGAAAGGAUCAUAUUCAUCAGAAUCAACCCAGAAAAAGAAUGCAGAGGACUUUUAGAGAUAAUGCUACAAACAGUUCUGGUUCUGCACAGCAACAACAAUGGAGGUUAAUGGAUCUGUUUUCAGAUUCUAAUUUGGAAAAAUCAAGGCAAAAACAGAACAGUUUCCUAUCUUUGCUCCCUCCUCCACCACCCAGAACAAUGUCAAAAAUCUUACCCCCAAGUUUGUCCACAAAUUGUCAAGCUUUCUAUCAAACAGAACCAAAGCCUUCCCCAGCACAAAUCAUGAAGAAUUCACAAGCUGAACUUCAAGAAAUGUUAGCCAUUGUGGAAAGGGACAAGGAUGAAUUGCUCAAUGGUAUAUCGAAGUUCAUCAAGAAGCCUAUUGAAAUGAGCAAUAAUGGGAAGCUCAACAUUUCAUUGCCUGAUCAAAUAGCAGAUGCUGCAAGAACAACCUAUAUUAGAACCAGCCUUGUUGGACUAACUCCGUCUAAAAUUGCAGUUCCUGCAAUCAAAGGUUGGUCUAUAUUCACAGAAUGUCCACAAAGAACAGCUCCAGCAGUUCAAAUGAGGUCAGUGAUCCCAGUAUGUGCAGCACCACCACCAAAUCCAGUAAUACUGAGACCCUCCUCUUCACCAAGAAACGAAUCUGUUUCUGCACAAGUUAGCCCUGCAUUUAGCAAGCUAAAGCUAUGA
This is a messenger RNA of Fraxinus pennsylvanica, 2964 nucleotides long. The record is from the annotation of a GenBank genome assembly. NCBI's taxonomy places the organism in Eukaryota, Viridiplantae, Streptophyta, Magnoliopsida, Lamiales, Oleaceae.